This is a messenger RNA of Mangifera indica (mango), 2276 nucleotides long. Its product is annotated as protein DETOXIFICATION 46, chloroplastic-like. Lineage: Eukaryota; Viridiplantae; Streptophyta; Magnoliopsida; Sapindales; Anacardiaceae. The record is from RefSeq and is a predicted model, not a curated record. The coding region runs from base 357 to 1901 and encodes 514 amino acids. Gene Ontology annotation, molecular function: xenobiotic transmembrane transporter activity; antiporter activity. The transcript has 14 exons. Gene Ontology annotation, biological process: transmembrane transport. Gene Ontology annotation, cellular component: membrane.
CAUAUAGCUUAGUUUAUUUCUCAAAAGGAAGAGAUCCCAAGAUACUGGCAGCAACAUUAACACGUUCAGUUUAAUCACAAACAUCUUCUUUAAAAGGUUGCUAAAUUUUCUUUAGAUAUCGAGAUUUGUAGUACUUCUGAAAACAGAGAUGGGUUAUUUUUAAUCUGUUUAUAGAUACCCAGAAUCUAAUUACUUGGAGAUGUUCCUAAACUGAAGCCGCCAAUAGCUCAUCUGGUACAAGUGGUUCAAAUCCUUGACUGAAAACCGCUUGCAUAUGAGCCACUCGAGUUUUUCAACUGUUAUUCUUUCUUUGUUAGUUAACUUCUCUCUCUAAUCUAACUAUUUUCUCUCUAGAAAUGCAAGUCAAAACUCCAGUUCACCACUUUGUUUCUCUACCAACCACCCACUUGAAACUGCUCUCUCAAUCUUUAACCUCCUUAAACGAAUCAUCUCUUCAUUUUCAGCCCUCUUUUUUACCUUCAAGAGUAUACAUUUUUACACCGAAACAACCACACAGUAGAUUUAUAACACCUUGCAUUGACUCGAGACAGGAACUUGUUGAUGUUAAUGAAGAACGUCCAAGAGAAAGUGGUGGCAAUAACACACCUGUUUCUUCGUCAAAAGAAGAAGAGGAAGUAGUGGUGGCGAAGACAGAUGGAUUGGCAAAACAGAGUUUAUGGAAUCAAAUAAAAGAGAUCAUCAUGUUUACAGGACCCGCCACUGGUAUUUGGAUUUGUGGGCCAUUGAUGAGUCUCAUUGACACUGCUGUUAUUGGUCAGGGAAGCACUCUUGAGCUUGCUGCUUUGGGUCCUAGAACUGUUUUGUGUGAUAAUAUUAGCUACAUAUUCAUGUUUCUUUCCAUUUCAACUUCGAAUAUGGUGGCCACUUCGCUCACCAAACAGGUUAAAAAUGUAGUGCAGCAUCAAAUAUCUAUCUUGCUGUUUGUUGGCUUGGCUUGUGGCUUCUUAAUGAUUCUGUUUACCAAAUUCUUUGGUUUACAGGCAUUAACUGCUUUUGCAGGACCAAAGAAUGCACAUAUUUUACCUGCAGCAAACACAUAUGUUCAGAUUCGAGGCUUAGCAUGGCCAGCAGUUCUUAUUGGUUGGGUUGCUCAAAGUGCAAGUCUUGGCAUGAAAGAUUCCUGGGGACCUUUGAAGGCUUUGGCAGCUUCCAGCGCUGUAAAUGCAAUUGGUGAUGUAGUUUUAUGCACCUUCCUGGGCUAUGGUAUAGCUGGUGCUGCAUGGGCAACAAUGGUGUCCCAAGUUGUUGCCGGUUAUAUGAUGAUUAUGUCUCUAAACAAGAAAGGAUACAAUGGAUUUGCACUCUCUGUUCCAUCACCCAGUGACCUUCUGGAGAUACUUGGCCUUGCUGCUCCAGUAUUUGUAAUGAUGAUGUCAAAGGUGGCCUUUUACACUCUCAUUACGUAUUUCGCUACAUCGAUGGGAACACUCACCUUGGCUGCUCAUCAAGUCAUGGUUCAAACAUUCCUAAUGUGUUCAGUGUGGGGUGAGCCUCUCUCUCAGACUGCACAGUCAUAUAUGCCAGAGUUUUUGUAUGGAAUAACUCGGAAUUUGGCGAAGGCUCGGAUACUGCUAAAGUCACUUGUAAUCAUCGGAGGUAUACUGGGAUUGUUUUUAGCAAUUGUUGGAACAUCUGUACCCUUGUUUUUCCCCAAUUUUUUUACAUCUGAUCAGAUGAUCAUAACAGAAAUGCACAGAGUGCUGGUGCCAUACUUUCUUGCCUUAUCAGUGACACCCUGCAUUCUUAGCCUUGAGGGGACAUUGCUGGCAGGACGAGAUCUUAAAUUUGUUAGCUUAUCAAUGUGUGGAUGUUUCUCGUUGGGUGCUCUUGCAUUGUUGGUACCAAAGGGUACGGUUUGCCUGGCUGCUGGUACGUACUAGUAGGAUUCCAAUGGGCUCGGUGUUUCCUCGCUCUCCAACGCCUUCUUGCGCCCACUGGCAUACUUUUCUCUGAAAAUUUAAGCCAGCAUAAUACGGAGAUGCUGAAAGCUGCUUAGUCUUUGAAUAUACUUGCCCUCUAUACUGCCAAUAUGAAGCACACUCAGACUCGGGCAUAUAUUAUUCUAGCUGCUGAAGAUCACAUCACAUAAGUUGUCCUUGCCUCAAAUGACACCAAGGAGAUGAAAUGUACUAAUUGAAGCAGUUAUAUAUUAUCCAUAAUAGCAAAUCAUUGUUGCUGGAUUGCAUUUUAACCUUAUUAAAGAAAGCUAUCCCGCUUCUGUAAUGGAAGGAAAACCACCUACCAAUUGAAGUUCA